Molecule: messenger RNA, 2476 nt
Organism: Triplophysa rosa
Lineage: Eukaryota; Metazoa; Chordata; Actinopteri; Cypriniformes; Nemacheilidae
Gene: cxcr3.1
Product: chemokine (C-X-C motif) receptor 3, tandem duplicate 1
Exons: 3
Coding region: 894-1991 (365 amino acids)
Biological process (GO): immune response; G protein-coupled receptor signaling pathway; inflammatory response
Cellular component (GO): membrane
Molecular function (GO): C-X-C chemokine receptor activity
Source: RefSeq, a predicted model, not a curated record
AAAAUUUUAAUUAUUGAACACAGUGUAGAUGGAUUUGUGUUUGGAUUUCAAAACAUAACAUUUCAUGUAAUGAAUUAGGACAAUGAUUCAGAUUCAUCCUGACACACAGAGCUAAAUCUCUGCACAAAAAGUUAUACAACCAAAACCAAGAAUGAAACUUGCGCAUAAAGACACACAUCACUGCUCACAAAAUAAAUCGAGAAUAGACCUACAGGACGUGGUGUGAAGGUGUGAAAAAAACAUCCCGUCUCAUGUGCUGGUGAAUCAGACAAGCAAAAAAAAAGAACUAAAGGUAUGUUUGCAGUACCAAUCACUUUUUUAGACAAAUGAAAAAUUUCAUAUCAGACUAACAGAAAACAAAUCAGCAAUACUUAAAAUAGAACAACAGACAAUUAUCUACAAAAACAAAAUGGACUUCAGUUUAAUUAUAGUUUGAUGUUGGAAAAAAUCUUAAAAUGCACUGCAUAUACUGUACAAAACCCCCAAUGAUCCGUUCAGAACACUAGACAAGUUGUCUUGUCUUUGUAGUUUUUUACUUGCAGUUUGCAAUAUGUAAGCAUCUAGGAUUUUGAUGAAUGAGCAGACUGAUUAAGAAGUUUAAUUUUUUAGUUUAAAAAAAUAAUCAGUAAUAAACAACAACUGUGUGCAAAUCGUACAAAUCUGGAUUACACAGAGUGAAACAUUUCAUUGAGAAAGUAAAAUGACAUUUAUAAAUAGAAUUGUGAAUGACUUGACUACUGAUUUUUAUCUUACAGUAUUUCCUCUAAACCCCGGUGCCCUAUCAUUGUCUCCUCCCCAGUGAACUUUACAACUAUAAUUGAGCUGCAGCUCUCAAUGUGUCAAUCAUUUGGCCAGCUGUCACCUUCUGAGAGAUUUCACAUUUAACAUAGACAAUGGUUUUUGACAGAAAAGUCACCAUUAUAGCAACUGAUCUUGACUUGUCUCCUGAUUACAACUCCAGCUACAACUACAGCUAUGAUUAUAACUAUUCUGGUGGUGAUGUGUGUGGUCCGGAGUCCAGCAUGCACUUUGAUUCCAUUUUUAUUCCAGUCCUUUACUCUCUGGCGCUGGUAGUGGGGCUGGUGGGAAAUGGUCUGGUGCUUGUAGUGCUGUGGAAGAAAAGGAUGAGCUGGAAUGUCACGGACAUCUUCAUUCUUCAUCUGAGUUUAGCUGAUGUUCUGCUGCUGCUGACGCUGCCACUGUGGGCGGUAGAGGCAGUGAAAGGAUGGAGCUUUGGCACGGGACUCUGCAAACUCACAGGAGCUCUGUUCAGGAUCAAUUUCUACUGUGGAAUUUUCAUGCUGGCCUGCAUCAGUUUUGACCGCUACCUGUCCAUCAUCCACGCAGUGCAGAUGUAUUCUCGUAAGAAGCCCAUGGUGAUACACUAUUGCUGUCUGACCGUCUGGCUGUUCUGCCUAUUGCUCUCAAUUCCUGACUGGAUGUUCCUCAAGGCCACCAUGGACUCUAGACGUCAGGAUAAAACAGAAUGUUCAAUACCUAAUCGUAAAUUGCGCCUGGCCUCUCAUGUGCUCUAUCAUGUGGUGGGCUUUGCUCUGCCCGCAGCAAUGCUUUUGUUCUGUUACACUCGCAUCCUGCUGCGGUUGAAGAGUGGCUCCCAGUGCGUUCAGAAGAAGCGGGCCAUGCAUGUCAUCGUAGCCCUGGUACUGGCCUUCUUUAUCAGUUGGACACCAUAUAACAUCACCCUCAUGAUUGACACCGUUCACAAUAUCAAUGACAAUAUCUAUAACCAAACAUCCUGUGCCGGCCGAACAGCAUUGGAUGUAGCACUCACAGCUACUUCCACCUUGGCCUACUUACACUGCUGUGUCAACCCAGUGCUUUACGCUUUCGUGGGGGUGAAAUUUCGGCAGCAGGUGCUGGACAUGCUGAGGCCACUAGGAAUUACAAUCAAGCGCCCAGCAGGGCUGAUGUCACGGAGGAGCUCGGCAUGGUCAGAGUCGGUGGACACCUCACAUACUUCUGCUUUCUGAAACUUUCAAAUCUGCCAUCAGAUUGGAAUAUUUACAUAGCUUCUUUUUCUGCAAAGUUUCACUGUUGUACUAGUCUUACGUCAGAGGUGUAAGAUUUUAAGAACAGAAACCUUAACUAAUGGCUUUGCUGUAUAGUUUAAAGACUGCAAUACUAUGCCGAAGAGUUUGUUUAAACUUUUCAUUGCACACAUGGCAGCUAAUAGUUUUAUUUUUUACAAAAAAAUACCACUCUUAAACAUAUGGUGUUAAUGACCUCACUUUUGUUAUGAUGUCAUUGAUGUUUUCUAUUUUACUGCAUGUGUCAUCUUUUUUACUGUAUGUGUUUAAAUUUGAUUAAUUUUGGUAUGACUAGGCCCUCGACUGUAUCUAUUUUUAGUUGCUUUAGCAUAAUUCUUUUAUACAUGUUGUCAAGUGAUUUCUUGUACAUAGCUACAACAAGAGAAGUUUGUCUUUUAUAUGGUACAACCACGAAUCCAAUAAAAGUU